Messenger RNA from Gavia stellata (red-throated loon), 1277 nucleotides. Its product is annotated as C-type lectin domain family 2 member B-like. The coding region runs from base 150 to 782 and encodes 210 amino acids. The record is from RefSeq and is a predicted model, not a curated record. The transcript is spliced from 6 exons. NCBI's taxonomy places the organism in Eukaryota, Metazoa, Chordata, Aves, Gaviiformes, Gaviidae.
GGGCUGCUGGUGGUGGUGUCCAGCAGCUGUGCUGUGGUGGUAAAACUGCAUCCACGCAUGACUUGAAACAGGCUUUGACAGCAGCUGUGAUACCUUGGGCGCAAGAUCCUGCUUGUGACAAGCAAAGAGAUUCCGUGUUUCAGUGUGCCAUGGGACAAGGGGAGGGGAGUGGAUUCUGCUCCAAUGAUGGGAAAGUGGAGGAGCUCCUGGGUCCCGGGGACGGAGGGGCAUCCACCAACCCGGAGAUGCCUGAGGGUAUGGACAAAAGGACACACAAAAGACUUCUGGACAAGUGGUAUGCAGUCCACCCAGCGUGUGCCCUGGUGCUGGCCGCGCUCCUGGCUCUGAUCCUGACUCUGGUCGCGGCUGUUGCUGUACUAUCGGGAAGAUGCGGAGGGAAUCCAACCGUGCCUGCGGCUCUGGUGCUGGCCUGUCCUGAGGACUGGGUUGCGUACGGCAAGGUCUGCUACCACCUCUCGAGGGAGGAGGGGAGCUGGGAGUGGAGCCAGGAGCAGUGCUCCUCCCUCGGGGCCUCGCUGGCUGUGCUCAGGAUGAGGUGGGAAAUGGGGUUUCUCUUGCGUCUCAAGGGCAAUGCUGAUUACUGGCUUGGGCUGCGGAGACAGGGCGAGCGGCUGGAGUGGGUGAACGGCAGCAGCUUCAACCACACGUUCCCGGUGCACGGCCAAGGAGCCUGUGUGUAUUUGAACGACGAUGCUGCUGCGAGUUCAAGCUGCUCACAGCAACGGCCGUACAUCUGCAGCAAGCCCCAAGCUCUGAUGUGACAGAGGUGAUGGAGAAAGGACCUUCUCCGUGCUGGGGACUCACAGCUUCACCUCUUUCACCAGCGUCGAGUAGCGCAGGGAUGUUCUUGCCUCAGCUGCUGGUGCAGGUUGCUCCUGGUCUCCGCAACAACUCACUGCCGGGUCUUGGGGAGAUGAACCUGCAGGACGGGGAGACAUCGUGGAAGCGGACAUGUGGCUGCCUGGACUGGGGGCUCGGGUUGCGCGUGGCGCGGGUUUCUUUCUCCUUCUGGGCCCACCCCAGAACUCAUCUUGCUUCUCUCGCGGUUCGCGUAGAUCUGCUGUUGCGCUGUGGCGAUGGAGCUCGAGCAGCUGCUGCCGGAUGAGAUGGGCGCGGAGAGCUCAGCGGAGGUCCCUGGCACUGUGCGGGGCCGACAGGACAGAGAGCCGGGGUGUGAAGCGGCCCGUGUCUGGCGCCCACGAGAGUUACAGAUGUCGAUGCUGUUUUUCUCCUGAUUUUUUUAUUAAAACAUGGUA